UGAUAUAGUGUUUGUCUGCCCACUGACGAGUAUGAAUAUGCGGUUGUCUAAAUGCUGCAACGUAACCCAGCUUUUAGUUAGACAUGGAACCCAUCGACGAGUUCUUUGGUUCGUUUGAAGGUGGCGAUUAUAACAUAGUCAAGGAAACCAAAUCUAAGAAAAAGAAUAUCAAGAAAGUAAAGUCCACGAAGUUAUCUGCAGAAAUAGAAGAGUCAGAUGAUGAACCAGCUGGCAAGGUAAGUAAGCUUUUGCAUGGGGAAGAUGAAGCUUUCGCAAAGUUUUUGGAAAAUGAAGAUCCCAAUUUACUAAAUGUCGAAGAUGGGGAUCUAGACGACAGUGAAGCCGAAGCAGAUGAAUCCGACCUAGAUAAGAAAGAGUCGGAGUUUGUCGGAGAUGAAAAUGACGCCGAUGAUUUUGACGAUGCCGAUGAACCAGAUGAUGUUGUCGAUCAAUCACUAAUCAGAGGAGUGAAAAAGUGGACCAAGUUGUUUGAGAGUAAUUCGGCUACUAUAGCAACCUGCAGAAGUCUUAUGCGUGCCUUUGUUCAGGUUUCGUCACCCAUGGUUGCUGCGUAUGGAUCAAAUGCGUCUAAACUGAAAAUUGCCUCUGGCGAGAACCACGAAGCAGAUGAUUUACUUCUGGCUUCGAUCGUGGAUCUGGCAGCAUUGCACUUGAAACCAACUUUGAAUAAACUACUGGGAACAAAAGUGGCCGAUAAGAGAGAUAUGCCUUAUAACAGCCUUCCCAAAUGGGUCAACAUUGCGACACCUCUGAACAAAUAUUUCACAUCGUGUAGUAAAAUUGUGGAAGCGUCUCUUCAGCAGCCUCUGACAUAUAAGAUAUUGAAGCAUCUCCUUGUCAUGAGGAAUUACCUGAUGUGUUACCCGAAAGUUGUGAACCAGGUUGUGAAAGUCGUUUCCGAAUGCUGGGCGGAUAGAUCGAACCAUGAACUUGAAAUCAGUUCAUUUCUUUUACUUGAACGAAUAGCGAAGCUAGACAUGGAACAAUACUACCAAGAAAUUGCGCGGAAAGCGUUUUCGGCUUAUUUGAAAAAAGCAGCAGCAUCGUCAUUAGAAACACUGCCAAAAAUAGCCUUCAUGCAGCAAUGCUUAGUGCAGCUUUUUGCAUUGGAUAUCAACUUCACUUAUAAACAGGCUUUCGACUCUCUGAAAUCAAUUGUUCUAUUGGUUAAAGCAGUCACUAUUGACAAGAAAAAAGAAAUGCAACCAGAACUGUGUUCUUGGAAGACUGUGCACACGUUGUACUUGUGGGUAUCUUUGUAUGGGUCAAUUAAAAACUAUGGGAUCUUGAGCUCGCUUGUGUAUCCAAUUGUGGAGACUAUCAAAGAAAUCAUUUCAUACGCUUGUGGUCCUAGAUUCUACCCAUUAAGAUUCCACUGUGUUGACAUGUUGACAAUGUUGGCCAAGAGCACCGGCAAGUUCAUUCCCAUUUUCCAACAUAUUCUUGACAUUUUCUCGCAGACUGAUUUCAAUACAAGGCCGAAGAAGCUGAGUGUUCGGCCUUUUAACCUCUCGGGAACUGUUCGCUUCUCGGAGAGUGAUUUGACCGAAAAGGGAUUCCUCGAUUGCAUCACAGAACGCAUGUACAGAUUGAUUCUUGAGGUCAUGAACUUACAUGCAUACAGUAUAGCUUCACCCGAACUGUUUCUUAUGCCUAUUGUCCAUAUACGGAAGUUUUUGAAAGUUUGUGAGAACAGAGAAUACUGCCAGAAAUUUAAACAGUUAGUCGAGAAAAUGGAAGAAAGUGCCCAGUUUAUAGCCAGUGAAAGAGAAAGGGUAACAUUUUCAGUACAAGAUGCGGAUGAAAUCAAAAAGUGGGAACAAAGUAUGGAAAAAGAGGGAAAGUCGUGCAUUUCGAAGUUUUACAAAAAGUUUGUAGAAAUUGAAGCAAAAAACAAAGCAGCAAAAAAUCUGUCUUAUUCCAACAGCGACAAUGAAAUGAAGUCAUAUAAAAAGCAGAAGAAGUAUUUCAAGACGAAUCAUUCAAUGAUUUCAAAAAAGAAAGGCAAGAAAAAAGGUGCUAAAAAUGUGUGAGCCAAGCUUGUAGCUUAAUUUUUUCUCUGAAAUUCGAAACUUGCGAAAACUUGUUUUUA
Symsagittifera roscoffensis is the source of this 2113-nucleotide messenger RNA. RefSeq names its product nucleolar complex protein 2 homolog. The record is from RefSeq and is a predicted model, not a curated record. Gene Ontology annotation, biological process: ribosomal large subunit biogenesis; negative regulation of transcription by RNA polymerase II. Gene Ontology annotation, cellular component: nucleoplasm; Noc1p-Noc2p complex; nucleolus. Bases 84 to 2054 code for a protein of 656 amino acids. Gene Ontology annotation, molecular function: transcription corepressor activity; histone binding. The transcript is spliced from 5 exons. NCBI's taxonomy places the organism in Eukaryota, Metazoa, Xenacoelomorpha, Acoela, Convolutidae.